CAUUCAGACAAAACAACACGAACCAUCCAAUUUUUUUCAUCUCUCUCCUCUCUUUUCAGACAACGCCUGACUGCUGCUCCUUCCGGUAAACUCUUCGCCGUCAAGACUGGAAGAAGAAGAAGAUUCAUAUGGGUUUCCUUGUAGCCGCCAUUAAUGUUCCUCCUCCUACAUUGAUCCAUCAACAAGUGAAAUCGAAUAAGCAUGGUUGUAGUAAAGAAGAAAAGAUUCAAGAGAGAUGUUUGUUUGCUCGUCGUGGUUUCUUGCACUGUGUUGGUGGUGCUUCGUUGAUGGCCACACUUGAGUUCUCUGGAUUACAAGCUGCUCAAGCAGAGGAUGUAGAGAGAGAAGGAGUUGUUGGUGCUUUCAAGUCUUUGUUUGAUCCUAACGAGAGAACAAAAUCUGGCAAAGAGCUACCGAAAGCUUACUUGAAAUCUGCAAGGGAGGUUGUGAAAACGAUGAGGGAGUCUCUUAAAGAAAACCCAAAAGACAAUGCUAAGUUUAGAAGAAGCGCUGACUCCGCCAAGGAGUCGAUUCGUGAUUACUUGAGCAACUGGAGAGGGCAGGAGAGUGUAGCUGGAGAAGAAUCUUACGCGGAGCUGGAGAAAGUCAUCCGAGCUCUGGCGACGUUUUACUCGAAGGCGGGACCUUCUGCACCUCUUCCUGACGAGGUUAAGACUGAGAUUUUGGAUGAUCUUAAUAGAGCUGAAGAGUUUUUGUGACAGCUUUCUCUCUUAUCAGAUCCUGCAGCUAUGUAUUGAUGCUUACACAUACAAGUCUUAGUACUUGCGAAAAAAGUAACUGAAAAUUUUUGAGAUAAAAAGUAUGCAAAACUAAACACUGCUCCAAAAAUUACUAAUGGAAUGUUAUAUAUAAUACAAUGUUGCAAAUC
This is a messenger RNA of Raphanus sativus (radish), 889 nucleotides long. Its product is annotated as photosystem II D1 precursor processing protein PSB27-H2, chloroplastic. Gene Ontology annotation, biological process: photosystem II assembly; photosystem II repair. The transcript is spliced from 4 exons. The record is from RefSeq and is a predicted model, not a curated record. Lineage: Eukaryota; Viridiplantae; Streptophyta; Magnoliopsida; Brassicales; Brassicaceae. Bases 129 to 719 code for a protein of 196 amino acids. Gene Ontology annotation, cellular component: chloroplast thylakoid lumen; photosystem II.